AGUCCGAGCAACACCGGAAGUUGGUUCAAAGGUGUGUUCAGUGGUAGUAAGAUUUAUUUUGGAUGCUGUGAACCCAAUGAACACCGGAGACGAUGGCUGAAGAAAAGAGUGCUGCUGCUAAAGGCGUCGUUGAUUGCAGCGUUCACCGGGACGUCCAGGAUUAUUAUGGCAGAGUGCUGAAGAAAACCUCGGACCUGAAGAGCGGUGCCUGUGUGGCACCAGCGCAGCCCAUCCCAGCCUACAUCCACCAGGCUCUGAAAAACAUCCACCCAGAAGUCACUGCCAAGUACUAUGGCUGUGGCCUGGUGGUUCCAGAGAGCCUGGAGGGCUGCAGGAUACUUGAUCUGGGCAGUGGAAGUGGGAGGGACUGCUACAUGCUGAGUCAGCUGGUGGGCGAGAAGGGCCACGUGACUGGGAUUGAUAUGACUGAGGACCAGCUUAACGUUGCCAGGACAUAUGUGGACUAUCACAUGCAAAAGUUUGGCUACAAGAAGCCCAAUGUAAAUUUUGUCCAAGGCUACAUUGAAGCUCUAACAGAGGCAGGUCUGGAAAGGAACUCAUUUGAUAUCAUCAUCUCCAACUGUGUGGUGAAUCUCUCUCCAGACAAGAAGCAAGUUUUAGCUGGAGCCUACAAUGUACUGAAGGAUGGUGGUGAGUUCUACUUCAGUGACGUGUACAGCAGUGAACGACUACCAGAGGCAAUUAAAAAUCACAAAGUUCUGUGGGGUGAGUGCCUUGGAGGAGCACUAUGGUGGAGGGAUCUGUUGCUGUUGGCUGAGGAAGUGGGCUUCAGCCCCCCGCGGCUCGUUACAGCCAGUGUCAUCCCUGUCAACAACCAAGAACUGCAGGAAAUUUUAGGUGACUUCAAGUUUGUGUCCGCCACGUACCGCCUGUUUAAGGUUCCUAAAGGCAACACCAAAACCUGUCAGGUCAUAUAUAACGGGAAUAUUACUGGGGUAGAGAAAAGCUUCCUGUUUGACUGUCAGUACACAUUCAAGGUUAAUGAAGUGGUAGAUGUAGAUGGAGAUCUCUCCAGCAUCCUGACCCAUUCCAGAUUUGAGGAGGACUUCACUAUUCAGCCACCUGGAGGCCCCCGGGGCUCCUGUGGAGUCCAACCUAAGGCAGGCACUGUGGAUCCUUUCGAGAUCGUCCUCCAGUUGGAGAAGCUAACUCCAGGUUCAGCCACAGGAGGAUGCUGCAGCACACGAUCUACUGCCUGCUGCUAGUGAUGGAGGGAAGGGCUCAGAAGAACACAGGCCCAGAAUCAGGCUGUGUAUGUAUAUGGUUCAACCAAGGUUUUUGAAUUGUUACUUGGUAACACUUGAGAUAUAAAGUCAGUAAAUUUGAUUAUUUGUGUAUCAUUUAUGUUCCAUGUACAAAUCUGAAUCGUUCCCAAUGGGAAAACCAUAUAUACUUAAAUUGUUGACAAAGUGAUGUUGUUUUAAAAAAUAAAAGUUUUAAUCAUUUUAAUAACAUUGCAAAAGCACAAAAGUGCCUUUCUCUCUCAAGCAUUUUGUAAAUGAAUUUGCAUUUUUCAUCUUGCAAUUAUGCAUGUAAUUCACACUUCUAUGUUUAUUAAAUGUUUCUGUCAUGUUGUUCAUAUUUGUAAUGAAUUAUAGUGUUUCACUAAAUCACUUUAAUGUUGUCUAUAGAAUUAUUUUGAGCUUGUCAUGAAAUGAGUUUGAGUGGACUUUGGAGAACUGCUGCUAAUUUCCAAUGUAAUCCAGGAUACUGGGAUUUCCAAUAAUUAAAAAAUGUAUUUUUAUGCUAUGUUUUGUUUCUUUGCAAGAAAAUAAAUAUUGUUAUUUUUUCAGAUCA
Betta splendens (Siamese fighting fish) is the source of this 1818-nucleotide messenger RNA. RefSeq names its product arsenite methyltransferase (gene as3mt). The record is from RefSeq and is a predicted model, not a curated record. The coding region runs from base 93 to 1226 and encodes 377 amino acids. Lineage: Eukaryota; Metazoa; Chordata; Actinopteri; Anabantiformes; Osphronemidae. Gene Ontology annotation, biological process: arsonoacetate metabolic process; toxin metabolic process. Gene Ontology annotation, molecular function: arsenite methyltransferase activity. The transcript is spliced from 11 exons. Gene Ontology annotation, cellular component: cytosol.